Molecule: messenger RNA, 1567 nt
Organism: Diaporthe batatas
Lineage: Eukaryota; Fungi; Ascomycota; Sordariomycetes; Diaporthales; Diaporthaceae
Exons: 1
Coding region: 18-1409 (463 amino acids)
Biological process (GO): mitochondrial respiratory chain complex III assembly; protein insertion into mitochondrial inner membrane from matrix
Cellular component (GO): mitochondrial inner membrane
Molecular function (GO): ATP binding; ATP hydrolysis activity
Source: RefSeq, a predicted model, not a curated record
UCUCAACAGCCCAAACGAUGCAGGUGCCUAUGGAUCCGGCCUCGCCAACAAAGGCGUCCAUCAUGGACGGUCUAAACCUCAACAGCGUGCUCGAGUCCCCCGUCUUUGCCGGGGGUCUCGGCCUUGCAGCACUCGGCAGCGCCGCAGCACUGGGCCGGCGCGGUGCCAUCCAGGGCGCCAGGCUGCUGAAGCGGCAGCUUCUCGUCAACGUCGAGAUCUCCAAAAACGACCCUUCGUACAGAUGGAUCUUGGCCUACCUCUCCCGCCCGCGCGAGACUCCCGGCCUCCUGGCCAGCCGGCUCACGCGCAUCCGGGAACUCUCCGUCAAGACCACCACACGGUCCAUCGCGCCGGGCAAGGGCAACGCCGGCGAGGGUGCGCCGACGCACGCGCACUUUGCGCUGGUGCCCGGAUACGGCUCGCACGUCGUCAGGCACGCGCCAGGCGUGUACAUCAUGGUCCAGAGGGACAAGAGCUCCACGGCCGAGAUGGCGACGGGCGAGCCCCAUGAGACGAUGACGCUGACGGCGCUGUGGGCGCAUCGGCACGUGUUUGAGGAGAUUUUUGGGGACGCCCACAGCAUGAUGGCACGUGCGACUGAGGGCAAGACGGUGGUGUACACCGUCCGCGGGUUCAAUUGGGAGCAGCUCGGCGAGCCAAGGCGGAAGAGGCCACUCGGCAGCGUGAUCCUGGACGAGGGUGUCAAGGAGGGUAUCGUGGCGGAUGUCAAGGAUUUCAUUGCGAGGCAGGAGUGGUAUGCCGAGCGAGGGAUACCAUACCGCCGGGGCUAUCUGCUCUUCGGACCCCCCGGGGGCGGCAAGUCCAGCUUCAUACAUGCGCUGGCCGGAGAGCUGAACUUUGCCAUCGCCACCAUCAACUUGAGCGAGAGGGGCAUGGCGGAUGACAAAUUGGCCAUGAUGAUGCAGAAGCUCCCGCAGCGGACCAUCGUCCUGCUGGAGGAUGCGGAUGCCGCAUUUGUGAAUAGGAAGCAGAGGGAGUCGGACGGCUACAGCGGGUCCUCGGUGACGUUCUCGGGUCUACUGAACGCACUCGACGGGCUGUCUGCCGGCGAGGAGAGGAUCGCCUUCCUCACGACAAACCAUAUCGACAGGCUGGACCCGGCCCUGAUUCGUCCCGGGAGAGUGGACAUGAUCGUGCGCGUGGGCGAGGCAAGCAGAUACCAGGCAGGGCAGAUGUUUGAGCGCUUCUACGGAGAUGUCGACCAGGACGGGGAGGGCAAGGCGCGUUUCUUGCAGAAGCUUGACGACAUGGGGCUGUUUGACGACAAGACGGCCAAGAGCACGAGUGCUGCGGCAAUUCAGGGCCUCUUCCUCUUCCACAAGAACGACAUGGAGGGUGCCAUCAACAUGGCCGAGGUGCUGGGCCAGCCCCAGCACACAGAUAACUGAACGAUGGGCCGUCGUGAUGGGUCUGUGUGCUCUGUUCUGACAGCACUUGGAGGUGACGACGGUCAGCCUCUAGUGCAUGCGCCUGGACAUGCGCCUGGACAAUGUUUGUGAGCAGGUAUGUGUAGUGUACAUAGAAAUGAUACCCACCUUGGAAAUCA